GAGCAGCCAGAUGAGUAUCCUCUGCCCAUGCCCCACCUCGCCGCCGGCGCCGCCGCCGAUGGAAGAUGACGACCUACUCUCCGAAAUCCUCCUCCGCCUGCCCCCGCAGCCGUCCUCCCUCCCUCGCGCCUCCGCCGCCUGCAAGCGCUGGCGUUGUCUCGUCUCCGACCCCGCCUUCACCCGCCGCUUCCGCCGCCACCACCACAGUCGCAACCCCCCUCCCCUCCUCGGCUUCUUCUCCCAAGAUGCUGCCGGCAUCACCUUCAACCCUACCAUGGACCCCCCCGAUCGCGUCUCGCCAGGCCGCUUCACCGUGCUGCCGGAGGCGCGCGUCCACUCCAAGAUCCUCGGAUGCCGCCACGGCCUCCUACUAAUGUUCCACCAGAAGCUGAAACGGGUCCUGGUGUGGGACCCGGUCACCGGCGACCAGCGCAGCCGCGCCGUUCCCCAUCCCCUGGUGUUCGGCACCGACAAAACCCCGAGGGGGGCGGUGCUGCGCGCUGCUGGAGACGCCCACCACUUCCGGGUGGUAUUGGCAAGCUGUGACAGGCAUGAACAACAUACACGAGCCUUCGCCUGCAUUUACUCGUCAGAGACCGGCGUAUGGAGUGAUCUUAUCUCAACACUGGUCCCAUCCGAGGAUUAUAUGACAUUGUCGACCAUGCCCCCUGUGCUGAUCGGGGAUUCCCUUUACUGGAUAAUUACUGGGAAUUGGCGUGCAGUUCUCAAGUUUGAUCUGAAUAUGCUGAGCCUAGCUGUGAUACAUCUGCCACUGGAUAAGUUUGCAUGCUGCAAACCUUGGAACAUCACGGUUGUGCCGGCAGAGGGUGGCGGGCCUGGCUUACUCCUCGUGUCAGAUUUGACCGCCCAAUUAUGGAACAGGAAUACUGAUUGUGAUGGUGUCGCUUCAUGGGUGUUGACGAGAACUGUUGAACUGGACAAGCUACUUUCCCUGGAUUCGGAGGAGAGACGGUUCCUAAUGAUUAUAGGGUUUGCAGAGUACAAGAAUGCCAUCUUCCUGCAGACAGAUGUCAGCCUUUUCAUGGUCCAGCUUGAGUCGUUGCAGUUCAAGAAGUUUCCCGUACCGAUCAUCGGACGUUUCUAUCAUCCAUUUGAAAGCAUCUAUGCUGCAGGUAUCUAGAACUGUAUUCCGGUUGCUGAGAUGCAGGAACGGGCUUGUUCGCUGAAGGUCCUUCUGUUUGGAUAACUUAACGUGGACCAUCUACAUAGUUUGCAGUGGUCAAUUGGGAAGUGGACUUGUUGGACUUGGCCACUUAGUUUGCCAGCUCGGAACACAGCUAGCCAGCAGAACGAUGAAGAUACAUUGACUUUUCUUCGAUUAAGUGGUACUUAACUGGUGGCUCAUUU
Lolium perenne is the source of this 1368-nucleotide messenger RNA. RefSeq names its product F-box/kelch-repeat protein At3g17530-like. The record is from RefSeq and is a predicted model, not a curated record. Gene Ontology annotation, molecular function: protein binding. Lineage: Eukaryota; Viridiplantae; Streptophyta; Magnoliopsida; Poales; Poaceae.